GGCGGGGGCGGAACCGGCACCGGCACCAGGAUCCGGCCUCGGAGCCAGCGCCGCCGUCACCAUGGGCAACAUCUUCGGGAACCUGCUGAAGAGCCUGAUUGGGAAGAAGGAGAUGCGGAUCCUGAUGGUGGGGCUGGACGCUGCCGGGAAGACCACCAUCCUCUACAAGCUCAAACUGGGCGAGAUCGUCACCACCAUCCCCACCAUCGGGUUCAACGUGGAGACAGUGGAGUACAAGAACAUCAGCUUCACCGUGUGGGAUGUGGGUGGGCAGGACAAGAUCCGGCCCCUCUGGAGGCAUUACUUCCAAAACACCCAGGGGCUGAUCUUCGUGGUGGACAGCAACGACCGGGAGCGGGUGAACGAGGCACGGGAGGAGCUGAUGCGGAUGCUGGCGGAGGAUGAGCUCAGGGACGCCGUCCUCCUCGUCUUUGCCAACAAGCAGGACCUGCCCAACGCCAUGAACGCAGCGGAGAUCACGGACAAGCUGGGGCUGCACUCCCUGCGCCACCGUAACUGGUACAUCCAGGCCACCUGUGCCACCAGCGGGGACGGGCUCUAUGAGGGCCUCGACUGGCUUGCCAACCAGCUCAAGAACAAGAAGUGAAGGGGGGAUCCCCCUGUGCCCCCCCUGGGCCAUGCCAGGGCCCCCCCCGGCCGCCCCCUCCCUGCCCCGGUUGGGUUUUGCUUUCUUCUGGCACCGGUUGCUGUGGGGUUUUUCGCCUUUUUUUGGGGUCCCCCUGGUUCCCCUCGGAUCUCGUGUGUGCGUGCGUGGAAUUAGAGCUCUAUAUAAC
Messenger RNA from Agelaius phoeniceus (red-winged blackbird), 794 nucleotides. The record is from RefSeq and is a predicted model, not a curated record. Lineage: Eukaryota; Metazoa; Chordata; Aves; Passeriformes; Icteridae.